This is a messenger RNA of Salvelinus sp. IW2-2015, 2671 nucleotides long. Its product is annotated as sodium- and chloride-dependent glycine transporter 2. The record is from RefSeq and is a predicted model, not a curated record. Gene Ontology annotation, biological process: synaptic transmission, glycinergic; sodium ion transmembrane transport; glycine import across plasma membrane. Gene Ontology annotation, molecular function: glycine:sodium symporter activity. Gene Ontology annotation, cellular component: plasma membrane. NCBI's taxonomy places the organism in Eukaryota, Metazoa, Chordata, Actinopteri, Salmoniformes, Salmonidae.
CUCCCUAGCGCGUGUGUACGUACACAUGCCCUCGAGAAAAGUGUAUUAUUAAUCAGCUGGUAUGAAUGAGUCAGUCCAAACACGCACACACUGAGCGGCAUGUGCGUGGACAACAUGGGCACGAUCCUGCGCGUCUUCGCCCGGUGUCGCUUUAAAAAUCAGAAUCCAAGGCCAAUGAUUUAUCAAACUCUUAUUAUCAAGAAAAUGUCAAGCGAAGGGCACCUUGCUCCGCACUGACGCAAACCCAAUCUUUCCCACUGAGGUAUAGAAAGCUUUACACUAAGCACGGCCAAAUCCACUCCUACUUCURCCAGUUCUCUUUACAGCUGUUUUUCAACGUCAGCACGUCUGAAGCGUCUUCACAAAUGGAUUUCUCCGACCAGAGAGAGAUGACCAAACAGCCGGCCAAUGCUCCUACCGGUUUUAACCCGUUGCACCAGCUGGAGGGAGCGGUAGGAGUUCCCGCAAACAACCCGUAUAAUGCCCUUAACCAAACGUCCGCCGCURACCCGGCCCCUCAGCCAGCGCCAUCCAACGAYAGCAAAACUUUCUGUCCCACGGAAAACAAACCGGGAGAAGUCAGUAAAGUCUAUGGAACAUUUAAAAAUGCCGCUCCGGCGGUGCCUGGAUCCGUGGCUGCGAACUCGGCCUUCCGUGAGGAUUCCACCAGCUCAGUUGGUGGUUCUGCUGCCCAGGUUGUCCCUGUCCAGUGCGGGGACCCGCUUAGGGCUACCGGGGAUCAAAACAAUGCAUCGGGCAACUGGACCACCAUGAGUCAGACCACCAUCAUUCUGGGCGCAGAUGGCAACACGUCUGUUCAGCCCGGCGCCGUGACCGGGGAGGACGAGAGUGGAGAUGAGAAUAAGGCCAGGGGUAACUGGACUAAUAAAUUGGAUUUCAUCCUGUCCAUGGUUGGUUAUGCCGUGGGACUGGGAAACGUGUGGAGGUUUCCAUACCUUGCCUUCCAAAAUGGUGGAGGUGCUUUUUUGAUCCCCUACCUGAUAAUGUUGUGCCUCGCCGGGAUCCCUAUCUUUUUAUUGGAGGUUUCCCUGGGUCAGUUUGCCAGCCAGGGCCCGGUGUCSGUGUGGAAAGCCAUUCCAGCUCUGCAAGGUUGCGGGAUUGCCAUGUUGAUAAUAUCUGUCUUGAUAGCCAUAUACUAUAACAUUAUUAUGUGCUGGACACUGUACUACCUGUUCGCUUCGUUGAAGGGCUCACUGCCAUGGGCUAACUGUAAGAACGAGUGGAACACGUUGGACUGUAAGGACAAAGACAUGCUUCUCUUAGACACGUGUAUCCUCCAUGAUAAAAACAUCACCUCUGUAAAGAACAGCUCGUUCUGUCUGUCGGCUCAAGCCAUUGGAAACCUGAGCAAACUGGUUAACAUGACCUAUCCGGACAACCAAACGUACGUCAGCCCCAGCGAGGAGUACUUCAAGUACAAUGUCUUGCACAUCUCCAAAGGGAUAGAGUACCCUGGAGACAUCCGCUGGCCCCUCGCAGGCUGCUUGUUGCUGGCCUGGUUGAUAGUCUACCUCUCCCUGGCUAAAGGAAUCAAGUCAUCAGGGAAAGUGGUGUAUUUCACAGCUACGUUCCCCUAUGUGGUUCUGGUCAUUCUGUUGUUCAGAGGAGUGACCCUCCCAGGGGCUGGRGACGGCAUCCUCUACUUCAUCACACCCAAGUGGGAGAAACUCUAUGAUGCUAAGGUGUGGAAGGAUGCUGCUACCCAGAUCUUCUUCUCUCUCUCAGCAGCCUGGGGAGGCCUCAUCACACUGUCUUCUUACAACAAGUUCCACAACAACUGUUACAGGUAAGUACUUCUCAUUGUGCUGCUUAACAGCUUCACUUCCUGCCAUUUACAACCGCCACUGGGAGUGAUCUCGAAUCCUCUGUCUCGCAAUCACACGUGACCCGCCCCUCUUGAUGACAUUUUAGCCGGCUGCGCCACCGUAAAGCUAGGAACUCGAUGGUGCAGGUGGAGACAUUUCGAAACCGGAGGAGUGAGGUUACCAAUCAACACGACGCAGACUCAAAUUGCUGUCGUCCCAGCAACCUGCUUUAUGUAACAUACUGUGUUAUGUAGCUUUGAAGGUGAACACAUGGCUCUAUGACAACAUACGGUUGUUAAAGCAAGGGUCGUCGAAAUGUGUAAAAGGUCAAAAAUACAGUUCUGAUAAAUGUAACAGCUGUAUAAUGGAGCAAGAUAUUCAAAACUUUUUGGAUUUUGAAAAUCUAUCAAAUGUUGACUGCACAUAAACCAUUAUAUAAUUACAUCAGAAUGAUAAUGUAUAUAUCAUGUAUAAAUAUAUACAAUUUAGCAGACGCUGUUAUCCAAUGUGACUUACAGUCAUGCGUGCAUACAUUUCACGUAUGGGUGGUUCCAGGAAUCAAACACACUAUCCUGGCAUUGCAAGCGCCUUGCUCGACCAACUAAACUACAGAGCACUUAGAAUGAGAGACAUGAAAUCAAUAAUAUCCAGGAAUUUUGGUGGGAAUUCAGGAAUUCAGGUAAUUUCAAAUAUUUAAAAAAGGUAUUUUUUGAAACAUCACAUGCCACUUUUUGUUUUACCAUACAGGCCAAUUGCAAUCAACAGGCAGAAUCGAACACGAAGCUGUGUGUUGGAAUUGGAUUUCUUAAAACAUUACUAACGGGAGAUUACAUGCACCGGUGUAA